AUGUGUUCUCUCGUAGUCUAUGUGCACGGUCGCGUUCGAGGCAUCUACGCAUGCAAUCUUGCCGGCUCCCUGCCCGAGUCUGUAGCCCCUCUGCUGGCCGCACUGCAGGUUCCACCGGUCGAUGGUGAGCACGCCGUCGAGGUCGAUGACCGUCUUGGCGUUGGAGCCCCUGCACAUGCACGAGAAGGCGAAGCCGUCGGGCAUCUCGAGGGCGCAGCCCGUGCACGAUCUGUGGUAGAAGCCGUCCUGCUGCGCGACGAGGGUGCCGUUGGCGAGGGCGCCGAGGCAGUACGGGAGGGGGAUUACGGUCCGGUAGCACUGCCCCAGCUCGUCGCGGCAGCUGAGGGCGAAGCCGACCUGGCCGACGAGGGUCGGGUCCUGGCAGAGGCUGCGGAUCGAGGAGCGCUGGGCCCGGGCGCCGUGGGCGAUGGAGAGGCCGCUGGUCAUGAGGAGGAGGAAGAGUAG
Thyridium curvatum is the source of this 465-nucleotide messenger RNA. RefSeq lists its product as uncharacterized. NCBI's taxonomy places the organism in Eukaryota, Fungi, Ascomycota, Sordariomycetes, Thyridiales, Thyridiaceae. The record is from RefSeq and is a predicted model, not a curated record. The coding region runs from base 1 to 465 and encodes 154 amino acids. The transcript is spliced from 2 exons.